This is a messenger RNA of Colletes gigas, 3156 nucleotides long. RefSeq names its product ATP-binding cassette sub-family D member 3 (gene Pmp70). Gene Ontology annotation, molecular function: ABC-type transporter activity; long-chain fatty acid transmembrane transporter activity; ATP hydrolysis activity. The transcript is spliced from 12 exons. Bases 417 to 2411 code for a protein of 664 amino acids. The record is from RefSeq and is a predicted model, not a curated record. Lineage: Eukaryota; Metazoa; Arthropoda; Insecta; Hymenoptera; Colletidae. Gene Ontology annotation, biological process: peroxisome organization; long-chain fatty acid import into peroxisome; fatty acid beta-oxidation. Gene Ontology annotation, cellular component: peroxisomal membrane.
UCGUGCAUUACGAUGGAUUCAAGUUUGAAUUGUUUAAUAGCAUUUUAAUAAAAUUUAUCAAUUAAGAAAUUUUCAGAUUAAAUUCAGUUUCAUUGUUACAAGAUUAUAUAAAAAGAAUUAUGUUCUUGUACUUUGAUCAGUUAUCGAUGGCGCACAAACAUUUAUGCACAUAGGUGAGACUGACAAAGCUAAUACAUACAUUGACGAGGUAGAGUAAAUGAACAAACAACGGGUUUGGCUUAUUGUGAAGUGUUAACGACUGCUCGUGACGUUGCUGACUUGGUAUAGCUGAUUCACGGAAGGCUCUCACCCCACCACUUGUUCACCUACGCAAACCUCGAAAGUGGCGGACGCAGAAGAGUCGAGACCGUUGUCCAGGACGGUGAAAUUUUUGUUGAUCUCGCUUAUUUGGAAGAAUGGCGCCAGCAAUCAGUAAAUUCGCGACAAAACGCGCGAUAGCUGGUGCAUGUGCUCUAUCUGCGUUAAUAUGGAUCCUAAAAAGAAGAGGCAGGAAACAGAUCGUCAAGAACAAAAACGUGUGGCCCGUCCAUGACAUUCAGUAUGUUAUUAAACAGGAAAAGCCAAAGGGUCCAAAAGCUUAUGUUAACAAAAGGUUUUUCAAGCAACUACGUCAGUUGCUUGGAAUUGGCAUACCUUCGAUUGUAUCAGCUGAAUUUGGAUUUGUUGUUCUGGUUGCGACAUCACUGGUUGCAAGAUCUCUCUGUGACCUUUGGAUGAUUAAUAUAAGCACUUUGAUCGAAUCGUCAAUCGUUAAUAUGGAUACAUCCUUAUUUAAAAAGCGUCUGAUUAAGUUUUUGGCUGUAUUGCCUCUGAUAUCUGUUGUGAACAACGUACUGAAAUAUGGUAUAUACGAAAUGAAGUUGAGGUUGCGUACAAAUAUCACGCGAGACUUACUGGAUCAGUAUCUUAAGAGUUUUACGUACUACAAGAUGAGCAAUUUAGAUAGCCGAAUAGCAAAUCCAGAUCAGCUUCUGACUACCGACGUCGACAAAUUUUGCGACAGCUGCACAGAUCUCUACAGCAACGUCGCAAAACCGUUACUGGAUAUUUUUAUCUAUGUAUACAGGCUCACAACAAAUCUUGGCGGGCAGACACCAGUAUUUAUGCUCUCGUACCUCGUUUUCGCUGGUAUUGUACUAACCCAUCUCCGUAAGCCUAUUGGUCCAAUGACAGUAAAAGAACAACGACUUGAAGGCGAAUAUCGUCAUAUCAAUUCACGGUUAAUCACAAAUUCCGAGGAAAUCGCAUUUUAUCAAGGAAAUAAUAGAGAAAAAUUAACUUUAUUAGCUAGCUUCCAUAAAUUGGUGACGCAUCUACGCAAGUGUUUGGAGUUUAAAACUCUUAUAGGAGUAAUAGAUAAUUUCAUUGGCAAAUAUAUGGCAACAAUAGUUGGUUUCUAUGCAGUAAGCAUACCAUUCUUUCAAAAAGAUCAUCAUAUAUUGUCGGGAACUCCCGAUCAUCGAUUUAAGAGUUAUUAUACUUACGGCCGAAUGUUAGUAAAACUGGCUGAAGCUAUAGGCAGAUUAGUUUUAGCUGGCAGAGAAAUGACACGGCUGGCAGGAUUUACAGCGAGAGUCAUGGAAUUAAAAGUUGUUCUCGAUGACUUGAACUCAGGAAAAUAUACAAGGACAAUGAUUUCCGACUUUAAAGACGAACCAAUUGGAAGUCCAGGCGAAGGAAAAAUCGUGACUAGGGAUAACGUUAUAUGUUUCGAUCGCGUGCCAUUGAUAACACCGAACGGAGAUAUCCUUAUCAGAGAACUGUCGUUUCAAGUAAAAUCUGGAAUGAAUGUAUUGGUAUGCGGGCCAAACGGUUGUGGAAAGAGUUCACUUUUCAGAAUUCUUGGAGAGUUGUGGCCAGUUUGGAGCGGAACAGUUACGAAACCACCGCGUGGAAAAUUAUUUUACAUUCCGCAACGUCCAUAUAUGACUUUGGGAACUCUAAGAGAUCAAGUAAUUUAUCCGCAUACAAAGGAAGAAAUGGUAAGACGCGGACAAAUGACGGAUGACGACCUGAAAAAGUUACUGGAUUUAGUUCAGUUGAGCCACCUUCUGGAAAGAGAGAAUGUUACGAAUACCGAGGGACAAGGUUGGGAUGUUGUAGCCGAUUGGAUGGAUGUCUUAUCAGGUGGCGAAAAGCAACGUAUAGCGAUGGCUCGAUUGUUCUAUCACAAACCACAGUUUGCGAUUUUGGAUGAAUGUACGAGCGCCGUAAGCGUUGACGUCGAAGAUUCUAUGUAUUCAUACUGUAAGGAGGCAAAUAUUACUUUAUUUACAGUUUCACAUCGGCGAUCGCUUUGGAAACAUCACGAGUAUUAUUUACAAAUGGACGGAAGGGGAAGUUACGAAUUCAAAGAUAUCGAGGCGGAUACGGAAGAAUUUGGAUCGUGAAUUUUUGUGUCCCUUGCGUUUGAUGAUACUUACCAAAAUGCAAGGGACGCAUAUAUUAUAUUCUAAUAAUUAAAAUAAUUCACUGUCAAAUCCAUAUUUGACAACAUAUGCAGUGUACAGCACUAUGUAUGUAUUAUAUGUAUUCUGUUAUUAGAAUUGCACAAAUUUACGAGUAUUGUGUAUAUUAAUAUUUUAAAUGUAGUGCAUAAUAACUGUAUAUUUUGAUAUCAAUGUUUUUUUAUAAAAUACGAUGAAAACGUGAAACCGUUACCAGGACACUGCGACAUAGGCCUUAAUAUAAUUGACAUGUUUUUACAAUUAUACUUAAAUGUUAUAAUGUAUCAAUACAUGUUCUUCCAGUACUGUCAAGAAGGGAAGUAGAGGAAUAUCAUUUUUUGGGGUGUUACAUUAAGCUAUUAUUCAACUAAAGCAACGUAUUUUUGAUACUUAACAAUUUUUCACCAUUUCGUACAACCUGUACCAGUAGUGAAUGUUAAAUGUAUCUGGUUCAUUGCAAAAUUUAGUGCAAAAGCGCGCGCGCGCGCGCACAUAUAUAUGCAUCCACAUAUUCACAUGCGACAUACAUGUAUAUGAAAGAAAAUGUAGUUAAAAUCAUUUUCUACUUUAAGGAUAUACUUGUGAUUUGUUAUGUGUAGAUCACAUUAAAUAGGCAUCGCCAGAGCAUAUAGUAUUUGAUUGCUGGUCAAUAAGAAUGUGUAAUAAAAUUAACAAUGAUGAAAAACUA